Molecule: messenger RNA, 1823 nt
Organism: Ornithodoros turicata
Lineage: Eukaryota; Metazoa; Arthropoda; Arachnida; Ixodida; Argasidae
Product: dnaJ homolog subfamily B member 14-like
Exons: 9
Coding region: 58-1194 (378 amino acids)
Biological process (GO): cellular response to misfolded protein
Cellular component (GO): endoplasmic reticulum membrane
Molecular function (GO): Hsp70 protein binding
Source: RefSeq, a predicted model, not a curated record
UUCUGUAUCUAGUGGCCAGAUGAUUACGCAAAGUAUGUAGUGGGGUCUGUCUCCGCUAUGGAAGGAAAUAAGGAAGAAAGUAAGCGUUGUAUUGAACUAGCACAAGCACACAUCGCAAAAGGAUCGAAAGAGAAAGCAUUAAAAUUUCUGUACAAGGCUGAACAUCUUUACCCAUCCAAAGCAGCGAAAGAUCUCAUAGAGCAGCUUCAAAAAUUAAACGGUGCCACACCGAACAGUCAUGAGGAUCCUUCUACCCCUCGUGCAAGCAGUCCUGGCAGACCUCCAUCAUCUCCUAAUCUAAGACAGAGAAGCAAGUCAGCAGAAGACCAAGCGAGUGCUUCAGGAGACCGCAAAAUGGAGUACACAAAAAGUCAGCUUGAAGCUGUCAAAAGAACAAAAAGUUGUAAAGACUACUACGAAAUCCUGGGCGUGAGCAGGGAUGCGGACGAUGAGCUUCUAAAGAAGCAGUACCGUAAGCUGGCACUGCAGGUGCACCCAGAUAAAAACAAGGCUCCAGGUGCAGGUGACGCUUUUAAAGCUAUUGGCAAUGCCUAUGCCGUCCUCAGCGAUCCUGAAAAGAGGAAGCUUUACGACAUCAAUGGCAACCGACCUGCACAGCAUCACAUGUACUCCAAUGACAGCUACGACUAUAGUCGCGGUUUCGAGGGAGACAUCUCUCCCGAGGAACUGUUCAACAUGUUUUUUGGAAAUGCAUUUUCAAGCAAUGUGUAUGUCAGGAGAGGGCCAAGGUUCCACCAACGACAACAGCAUGGGCAUUCUUCAACAGAGGCACAGCAUGAAAGCAGUUACGGAGUCCUUCUGCAGAUGAUGCCCAUUAUUGUUCUCGUUGGGAUGUCACUUAUGUCCAGCUUUCUUGUCUCUGAUCCACCAUACAGCCUUGUCAAAACUGCGAAGUACCUGUAUGAACGCAAGACUUUAAACCUUCAGCUGCCGUAUUAUGUGAAAGAAAAUUUUAUGAGUGAAUACCGGAACAACAUCUACCGAAUAGAGAUGGAUGUUGAAGGGGAUCAUGUUGCAAACCUGAGGAGCUCUUGUUACCGGGAGAAAAAUUAUAAGGAGUCUCUAUUGUGGAGAGCAAAAAGCCUGCGAGAUGCCAACUUGGAAGAGCGUGCCCAGAACUACCACAUGCCUUCAUGCGAUCGGCUGGCCGAGCUGCACCAGAUACGCGCCUGAGUUUGACAGCCUACGUUGACAGCCGCAUUUUUUAUUUGUGCACCUGCUCCCUGCCUACCCCGUUUUGUACAUAAGCACCCUCUCUCCUCGGACAGCUCUUUGGCAGAGACACUUGUAUAAUAAUUAUACAUAGAUAUAAGUAACAAAAUGAAAGGCAGUCAAGAGGGGACAGCAGUGUAUGUGUCUGUUCUUGAGCUGCUGCUGCCACAGUUCGAUGUGACUGGACAACUAUUCCUACGACAUUUGAUGGCAAGACCCCCCCUCCUUCCGCUGCGUUUGUGAAGGUGUGGGACGCUGCGUGGAAAUGUUUCAUUUUCAUGGAAUGUGAUCCAUUUGUGCAUCCUGGUUGAUGCUCCGGUGUGUAACGAUAAACUCUCUGGUUUGUUGGUUUGUUUGUUUGCUAGAGUCGUGAUGAGUGUUUCCGCUUAAUUUAUGUACAAAGGAACUUAUAGCAGAGUUCAUGCUAGAUCAUGGUUUUUAUCCCCCACGGAGAAGAAGGAAGUCGCGUGCCUCUGCAUGCUGGUCCCGUGUUCAAGAAAUUUAUGAGCAUGUUCAGAUUCUCAUUCACAUGCAGAGGUAUUGUUCUCAGAGUUUUUGAAAUAAAACUGAUGACCAGAGUUUGGAGCUGA